AUGUGUGGUAUUUCUGCUAGAGGCAAAGAAUCAAAUCAAUCGCCAAAUAAUAUUUUAUCGCCGUUUGGUCACUUAACCGCACUCUUUACAAUGAAUAACCUCGCCCUGGCACAAAUUAAUAUAUUGAGCAAAGUUGACAUGCUGUCUAAUCAAGAAAAACAAAAAUUAGAACAAUAUUUGUGCCCUAUUGUACAUUUUCCAUUACCAUCAGAUGCAAUCCAGGAGCUGCCACAUCCGUGUAACCCUUUUCAAGACUAUGAAGAGGAUGGUGAUCAAAUUUUAUUAGCCCUGAACGGAUUCAAUUAUCAGCAUGAUGUUGGUUUUACGUCGUUGGAUAUUACGGAUCCAGAACGCAUUAUGGCGUUCAUAGAUCAUAUUUAUUGGAGUCUAGGAUGUGAUUAUUAUUAA
Molecule: messenger RNA, 408 nt
Organism: Cotesia congregata
Lineage: Eukaryota; Metazoa; Arthropoda; Insecta; Hymenoptera; Braconidae
Source: the annotation of a GenBank genome assembly